AUGCGGACGCAGCGCGCAGGCCCGGCAGCGGCAGCGCUCCGGCCGCCCCUUCUCUCCCCUGCCACGUACGGGUGGCUGCGGUCGCGUCCGGGCUCGGAACGCGUCUGGGCCUCCGCCGGCGGGACCACGCGGGAGCCAGACUUCCUGUUUUCUGCCACUGGUAGUGCAUGGCGGCUUAUCCUAACUCUGUCCUGAAGUGAGGUGGGAGAUUUGACCAAUAGCCAGCAUCAGUAAAACAGACAAGGUCUGGAGGUGACAAAGAAUCCACCAUGAAUGGGCAGCUGGACUUAAGUGGGAAGCUGAUCAUAAAAGCUCAGCUUGGUGAAGACAUUAGGAGAAUUCCUAUCCAUAAUGAGGAUAUCACCUAUGAUGAGUUAGUGUUAAUGAUGCAAAGAGUUUUUAGAGGAAAACUUCUGAGCAACGAUGAAGUCACAAUAAAAUAUAAAGAUGAAGAUGGAGAUCUUAUAACAAUUUUUGAUAGCUCAGAUCUUUCCUUUGCAAUUCAGUGCAGCAGGAUACUCAAGCUGACGUUGUUUGUUAACGGACAGCCGAGACCCCUAGAAUCCAAUCAGGUGAAAUACCUGCGUCGAGAGCUGAUAGAACUUCGCAAUAAAGUCAAUCGCUUACUGGACUGUUUAGAGCCACCCACUGAACCAGGGGUUUCCACCAACCUGCCUGAAAGUGAUGCUGUGGAUGGUAGGGAAGAAAAGCCUGCUGCUGCUGACUCUAAUGUUAAGCCAUCCACUCAAGUUAUAGCAGCAAGCAUGUCUGCAUUCGAUCCACUAAAGAAUCAGGAUGAAAUCAGCAAGAAUGUCAUGUCAGCAUUUGGCUUGACAGAUGAUCAGGUGUCAGGCCCACCCAGUGCCCCUGCAGAAGAACGAUCAGGAACACCAGACAGCAUCGCUUCCUCCUCUUCUGCAGCCCAUCCUCCUGGUGUGCAGCCCCAGCAGGCACCGUACCCAGGAGCACAGCCACAGGCGGGUCAGCAGGUGGAAGGCCAGAUGUACCAGCAGUACCAGCAGCCGGGUUACCCUGCCCAGCAGCCACAGGCGCAGCCCCAGCAGCAGUACGGCGUGCAGUAUCCAGCCGGCUACAGCCCGCAGCAGGCCGCCUCACAGCCGGCGCAGCAGUUCCCAGCCUACAGCCAGCAACCGGCCCCAGCCGCCGCCUUCCCAGGACAGGGCCAGGCCCAGCAGCUGCCGGCACAGCAGCCGCAGCAGUACCCGGCGGGCAGCUUCCCCCCGCAGCCCUACACCACGCAGGCCUCACAACCGGCCCCGUACAGCGGCCCGCCCGGUGCCCAGGCAGCGCCCGGCACCUUCCAGCCACGGCCCGGCUUCACCCCGCCGCCCGGCAGCACCAUGACGCCACCACCCACCGGGCCCAACCCGUACGCCCGCACCCGGCCGCCUUUCGGGCCCCAGGGCUACGCACAGCCCGGGCCUGGCUACCGGUAAGGGCUGAGUGCCCGGUGCUGGCUGCUGCGGCCUGACAGCCGUCCCCACCGAGAUCUGGAGCUGUCCCGAGGCAGAAGAGUCGCUGUAAGUGUUCAUUAGUUCUGCAGGGGGAGGGAAGGAGCGACCGAGCCGUUCAUGCUUUGAAUUGUAUCCGCUUCCUAGUUUAAUUUGGGGCUGGGGUGGUUUGGGAACACUACCUACGUGUUUGUCAAGUGAUCAAUUGACAUCCUAGCUUGCCUCGUUUGAAGGAUAUUAAAAUGCUAGCUGGAAGUUUAGCCCACUAAUAACAUGAUUUACUAAAUUAGAUUAAUUUGGAGGUAAAAACUAGAUAUGAUGUAUUAUAAAUUGUAAUGCUCACAUGGAAAGCUAAUAAAAAAAUCCCUGAAUCUA
Molecule: messenger RNA, 1847 nt
Organism: Phasianus colchicus (ring-necked pheasant)
Lineage: Eukaryota; Metazoa; Chordata; Aves; Galliformes; Phasianidae
Gene: TFG
Product: trafficking from ER to golgi regulator
Biological process (GO): COPII vesicle coat assembly; endoplasmic reticulum to Golgi vesicle-mediated transport
Cellular component (GO): endoplasmic reticulum exit site
Molecular function (GO): identical protein binding
Source: RefSeq, a predicted model, not a curated record